AGCAUCGUUUCACGCUGAUACGUCAGCUCAUGAAUUCAUUCGCUCGGUAAUUCAAUUCGCCAAAUUCAAGGACAAUCAUCGUGCGCCUUGACCCGAGUCUCCUGAAUUUUCGAUUUUCUCUCUUUCUUUUCACAAAAUUUCUCCGUACGGGCGCCCAAGCGCGUACGAUUUUCGGCUAGUCGAUACAGAUCCUCCUAAAAUAGAGUAAACUCAGAGCGCUGUGAAAAUACAGAAGUAGAGAGAGAGAGAGAGAGAGAGAGAGGGAGAGGGAGAAAAAAUUAAGUGAGUCAGGAGGAGUCCCCUGACUCCUGGACACUUGGUCGUUUCUUUCACGAAUAUUAUAAGAACCUCUGCGGGAGUCACCGGCGACGUCGCACGUGCUUAUAAUUCACUUUAUUAUCGAGGCACGUCCACGACCACAAAGUCCAAGCCCAUUGAAUUUCGACCAACUACCGGCACGAGGUUCCAUUCAGUCCGAUGUGAACGAGAUCGCCAAAGUUCCUUGCUUUUUCUUUUUUUUUUCUUUUUUUUUUUUCUUCUUUUAUCACCAUCAACCGUAGAGGCAGAGCCCCGUCGUUAAAUUGUCACGGUUCGCGAUCGGAGGAGAGAAAGAAAAUAAAAAAAUAAGAUUAAAAAAAAAACAAAAAGUGCUGGUGCGGUUCGAAUUGUGCGUGGCGUUCAACGUGAUUGAUAUUUGUUUGAAUAUUUUUCCACGUCCAGAUAAUAUUUGUUCGGGCCUUAUUUUUCUCAGGACUUUAUAAUAAUAAUAAUAACAAUACCAUCGGCAUGACGGUUCGGUGUAACGUCUGGUGUUAAACUGUCGCAAGAGUUAAUGAAAUUUGAUUGAUUUUAAUUUUUUUAAGAAAAAAAAAAAAAAGGAACGAUAUAUUAGUCAUAUAUUAUGUGAUAAUCGACCGGUACUCGCCUGCGGGAAUAAACGAACGAGUCGAUCGUCGAUGGAACGAAGAAUAGAAAAUUGUUGGAUGAGCAAAAAUGAAAAACGGAAACUGAGAAAAGCGAUUGAAUUUUUAAAGGCGUGCGGUGGGCGGCGUCGCACGGAGAAAGAUGUCGUCUUGACUCGUUAGACGUGAUAUGUAUGUCAGUAAUGGUAUUAAAGGGCCAAUAAAAUUUAGCAUCGUACGUGGGAAGUUAUUAAACACUAGUUGCAUACCGGGUAACGACCAAACGUCCGACUUUAUUCAACGCGAUUGGUUCGAGGAAUUUAUUCGUCCUCCGUUCUCUGCUGCAACCGCGGGACAACGCCUCGUAAAAUUCGGCCUCUGCAGCGAUCGUCCGUUUGCUUUUCUUUUCUUUUCUUUUUUUUUUUCGAGAAAAACAAAACGAUAUCACGUUGUUAAUUACACUACACUCGGGUGACUCGGUUGUGAUCGGUGACGACGAUGGUGAUCGUUAAUUGCCUGAGAGUUUGUUUGUUUCGUAGACGGUUUUGUGACGGUAACGGAUGAAGAAAUUCCUUGGCCUCCGUUACCAUUGCGUUAGUUCUUAUGUAAGUUAUUCGAAUAAUAAACGACGCGACGAAUGGUGCAGGCCGAUUGUCUCAGACCGCGUUGGAACAAUGUGCGUUUCGCUUCGCCGAGUUUUUUUUCCAGGUGAAAAAUAAAUAUGGAAUAGAGAAAAAAUAGACUGACAAAUUAAUCGCGGAGAUAGAUAAACGGGAAGUGCGAGCACCGGCCGUUACGACGAUUUGUUAUUAUUUUUAUUAAUUAUCACGGAUAACUGGAGAAUUUCUAAUACAGACAAGUCAUUAUCGCUACUUGACAUCCUACCAAUACCUACGCACAACAUGGGAAACCGCGAUACGGACGUUCAUCUGGAGUACGAUUAAAAAACUCACCGAGUUGACGCUCGGGUAGAACGGAGGAAGAUUGUUUUAAUUGAACGUCGAACAAAGUCGUGUCCCGGACGAAAGGAUAUACGUUUUUUUCGUCCGCCCCGAAAAUUAAGAGGCGAAGAUUCGGUGUCGGGACUGAAAUUCCUCCAAGAUGAAGGGGAGUUACCGGAAUUAGAAAAUUAAUUAUUUCGUUCGGCGGUAAACCGAUUCUAAAAUCGCACAUUUUUAGCGCGAUUUCGUUUCUGUGUUACCGAUAAAACAAACGGCGGAGUUAAUAUAUUCGUCAAAAUGGAAUACGAUUCUCAACUGUUUCAAGACCUCAUCAAGUUUCUGUCAAACCUUGGAGUCGUUCGACUUCCCACCGAAUUGGAACUCGCCAGAGAAACUCUUCUCUAUCGGAUAAGAGCAGCGUUGCCGUCAGCGGAUACCUACAUCAAUAUGCAGCUUGGAAAAACAAACAAAGACCAUACAGAAGACAAUAUUUCCAACGACUAUGUGCCUCCGUCGACCCCCAGCUUUCUGUAUCGAUACCAACCAGCGUCUGAUAUCAACAAGCAGAAAUCUCUGCUCGGACCCAAGCCUUGGUCUCAAUCAGUGCCUACGAAGGAUCCUCCCAAACAAUCGACGCAGCCCAAAGAUUCUGGCGUAAAGAAUAUUUCUACCGUUCAGAAUGAAACUGUCAAAAAACAGGAUAACGAAGAACCAUUGCUUGGGAUAUACUGGAACAUGAGCAGAAUGCAGGCCGAAACCAAGGCUCACAAAUUUGGGCCACUCAAUAGAAUAGAAAAAGGAUUAUUCUACGACAGUACCCCCUCACUGUGGGCAGCUCUGGUGGGUUCUCAUCUCUUGCUCUACAAGAUGUCUCGUAGGCCUAUGCUGGUUAUUUCGAUCAGAGGAUGCACCUGCGAACCCGUAGUGGUUGUUGCACGUGGCAAGAAAAAAGCCGAUCCAACUUUUGAACUGUGCUGCUCGGACCAGAAAACUUACCAGUUCAUAUGCAAUUACCAGACAGAGAUGCAGGAGUGGAUAGAGGCGAUUCGUCGAUGCGAUACUACGGCAGAAGCAAAAAAUGUCGACGAUCUUACCAAACUUCCUAAGCCAGCUAAGCGUUCGACAGCAGAAGAGCCCAUUUUGGAGGAGUUUAUCCCCAAUGUGGAGUACGAAGACAUUGUGAAUCCUGAUGUUCCAAAUCGUCCCGUCAAUUCCAAACAUCUUUUUCCCGGUAAUAGUGGCACCGAAAAUGUGGGAGAAUAUCCGAGACUCCUGCCAAAAUCGAGAUCUCCCAACCUUCAAGAGAGCGGCAGGAUGAAUCUAGCGGUGCACAAAGCAGCAGAGAAUAUCCCAUCUGGAAAAAACCAGCCUCUGGUGACAGCGCAAAUAAACAGAGGCUUACCCAGUCCUCCUACCGCUCAAAAAUCUUAUCAUCCACCACCACAGACUGAGGAUGAAGAAUUAAUUUAUAAUUCGAUCGACGAACCUCAGGAUAUCGAUGUAGCGGAGAACCUUGAUCUAGUGAUUUCUGUCGAUUCCGACGAGAUGAAUCUCUAUGAUGAUAUAGAAAAUCUGAAACCGGCGAUAGAGCUGUUGAAAUCAAAAGAGAACCAAAGAAAGUUGGAGAAAACAGCUCCCACGGUCACAGUGAUCGACGAAGAAGAAAUGUAUGACGAUAUAGGAAGCGCAACAAAGGAGGCUAAGGUUAUCGAUACAAAGGAACACAGAUUGCUGGAAACACCUAAAAAUAAAAAGGAAAAAAAGCCAGUCGAAGAGCCUGGUAAGGUAUCUGCGAGAAUAUCACCGUUAACUUACAUGACCAAAUGGUGGAAGAAGAACGAAUCGCCGCAGAAAGGAGAUAUAAAAAAAAUACAGACAGCUGGACCCCCCAAACCACAAGAUACAGCAACUACUAGUUCCAAAUGUCUCCCUCAAUCUGAGACGAGUCACGUCGACCAAGUGUCCCUCGAUCAAUCGGAUUACAACAGCCCACCACCCCCGAGGCUGGUCUCCGAUCGAAAUCAUCCACUGCAGAGUCUUCAGGAUGAUCAGGAAGAACAGUUCUACGAUGACAUUAAUAACAGAAUGAUUCGCUCCGAUAAUGAUGAAUCUGCAAAGCAAACUAAAGGUAAAGUAUCGCCAUUCCCUCCUGAGAAAAAGUGUGGGCCAUUGUCGAGCGAGAAGACUCUGCCAGCGAAGAAUAAGUUACAAACAUCCACCGAUUCUGAAAUCUAUCAAAAUCAAUCUGGGGACGCAAACGAGCUGGAAGAUAACUUGGAACAUUAUCAAAUACCGAGAGGUGACGCGAACGCCCAAACCAAAGCAGAGUCGGAAGACAGUGACAAUAACAGGUUAUACGACGACGUUGAGAUCGUCAAGCAGAAAAAACGGUUCAACGAAAAAGCGAAACAGAAACCAGCCGUCAGCCCGCCAAAAACUGUUCGACGCCCUCUCUUUGCUUCAUUGGAAAGAAGUUCGAUUGAUAAAAUUCAUAAGUUUUCUAAGACAUCGCUGGAAAAAUCUUGCCCAGGAAUAACCAUACCGCAUAAAUUUAAUAUGGAAAAAAAACGGAAGCCAGCAAACCUCCUAACUUUCCAAUCGAAUCAGCUCGAGUCCAAUGACAAUGAAAUGUACGAUGAUUGCAUAGCAGUUAGGUCACUGAACGCAAAAAAUCAGUAAAAUCUGGAGAACAAAUCAAGGCUGCCAUUGAUUCAGACCGCGAGAAUGUGUUAAUUGUUACUCACGUUUAUGAAAUGAGGUUGACUUUUCACAAGUGACGUGUUACUAACUACAAAUCGCAUUUUUUAUACUUUUGUACAUAAGUGAUAUUUUUUUAGCCUGUAUAUACAUAAGUCCCAUAAAGUUAUCGAAUAAAUCACAGCCCGAUAUCAUA
This is a messenger RNA of Athalia rosae (coleseed sawfly), 4736 nucleotides long. RefSeq names its product phosphate carrier protein, mitochondrial-like. Gene Ontology annotation, molecular function: phosphate transmembrane transporter activity. Gene Ontology annotation, cellular component: mitochondrial inner membrane. The record is from RefSeq and is a predicted model, not a curated record. Bases 2141 to 4522 code for a protein of 793 amino acids. Lineage: Eukaryota; Metazoa; Arthropoda; Insecta; Hymenoptera; Athaliidae. Gene Ontology annotation, biological process: mitochondrial phosphate ion transmembrane transport. The transcript is spliced from 4 exons.